This is a messenger RNA of Oreochromis aureus, 3628 nucleotides long. It is a transcript of the gene galnt17, whose product is annotated as polypeptide N-acetylgalactosaminyltransferase 17. The coding region runs from base 670 to 2472 and encodes 600 amino acids. Lineage: Eukaryota; Metazoa; Chordata; Actinopteri; Cichliformes; Cichlidae. The record is from RefSeq and is a predicted model, not a curated record. Gene Ontology annotation, cellular component: Golgi apparatus. The transcript is spliced from 13 exons.
AAGAAGCGCUUAGAGAAUAACAGGAAAGCGUCGUUUUUAUUUGCUUCUGCUGCCGCUGCUGCGUUUCCGGACUACCUUCACCGGGGAGAGGAUGCUGCAUCCCCCAUCUCCGCUCAUUAUCCGCGCAGUCUCCUCAGUUACGUUUCACUGUGAUCAACGAGUGUCGGGAGUCAAAGACGACGUGCGAAUAAGACAAGAAGCAGAAAUUUGGAGUGAACAUUAAGAAGGUUUUUAUUGAGCAUCCGCGAGAGAAUUUUUUUGCGCGCUGCCCGCUUCAGUCGCAUCACUGCCGACUUGUGUUAGACGCAAAGGAGAGGGCUCGAAGUGGCGGUGACACGGAUGAAAGCCGAUGGCCAGGCGCCCCGAAUUUCAUCAGAAGGGGGAUGCAACCUAGAAUAACCCCAGUGUCAAAUGCUUUCCACGCAAGGCAAAGAAGACCUGAAUCUCGACACGUUACGGGGCGAGUGUAUACUGCUGCAGCUGCGGACUGAGACAGCUACACACACCGCGGAUGAGAGCAUUGCUUUCUGUCACACUUCUCUGAAGUCAGGCUGAAGGGCGCAUGCAUAGUUGGCGCAUUGUAACUAUAACGCGCCUCAGGUUUCUCCUGAGACUGUCCCUCCUCCUGACCUCUUACGCACUGGAAGCCCGGACACUGGUGACUUUUUAAUGGCUUUUGUGUUCAGAAGAUGGAGGGUCUUACUGGUGCUGAACGUGCUCGCGGUUGCCGGGUUCAUUACUUUCUGGGCCAAGUGCAACAACGCACGCAGCAUCCAGACCACCGGUCCAGAGGCCGCGGGUGAUGGGAAGAGACCCCGGGGCAACGGGACGGCGCAGGGGCCCAGCGUCAGCCAUGAGGUGCUGCUGAAAAGGCUCAGCUCUCUGGAGGACGUGGUGUACAGGCAGCUAAACGGUCUGUCCAAAUCUCUGGGCCUGAUUGAGGGCUUUGGGGGUCGGGGUAAAGGCGGCCUCCCUGCCACGCUGUCACCGGCUGAGGAGAGUGAUGCCAAAUACCUUAGGGAGAAGUACGGCUAUAAUGCCUACCUCAGUGACAGAAUUUCUCUGGACCGCACAAUACCAGACCAUCGGCCUAGCAAAUGUAGAAAGGUCAGCUACCCAAGAGACCUUCCCCAAAUCUCCCUCAUCUUCAUCUUCGUCAACGAGGCUCUGUCGGUGAUCCUGCGCUCGGUCCACUCAGCUGUCAAUCACACACCAGCUCACUUGCUCAAGGAGGUCAUCCUGGUGGACGACAACAGCGAUGAUGAGCAACUGAAAGGUCCACUGGAGGAGUAUGUGAACAAACGCUACCCCGGCCUGGUGAAGAUUGUAAGGAACCAAAAGAGAGAGGGAUUGAUCAGGGCCAGGAUCGAGGGUUGGAAGGUAGCCACUGCUGAGGUGACAGGAUUUUUUGAUGCCCAUGUGGAGUUCACCCCAUCAUGGGCAGAACCAGUUCUGGCUAGAAUAAAGGAAAACCACAAGAGGAUUAUCUUGCCGUCAAUCGACAACAUCAAGCACGAUACCUUCGAGGUGGAGCGCUACGAGAACUCUGGCCAUGGCUACAACUGGGAACUGUGGUGCAUGUACAUUAAUCCACCCAAAGAGUGGUGGGAGGAGGGAGACAUGUCUGCACCAAUAAGGACGCCUGCCAUGAUUGGAUGCUCCUUUGUGGCCAAUCGUGACUACUUUGGAGAGCUCGGUCUACUCGACUCAGGCAUGGAUGUCUACGGAGGGGAGAACAUCGAACUAGGCAUCAGGGUGUGGCUGUGUGGAGGCAGUAUGGAGGUGCUGCCUUGCUCCAGAGUGGCUCAUAUUGCACGAAUGAAGAAACCUUACCACAGUAACAUAGCUUUUCACACACGGCGUAAUGCCCUGCGUGUGGCAGAGGUCUGGAUGGAUGAGUACAAGUCCAAUGUCUACCUGGCCUGGAACAUCCCCAUGGAGAACCACGGUAUUGAUUACGGAGACAUAUCACAGAGGGUUGCACUGAGGAAGAGUCUGCAGUGUAAGAGCUUUCACUGGUACCUAGACAACGUUUACCCAGAGAUGAGGAGGUACAACGAUACGCUGUUCUACGGUGAGGUCCGCAAUUCUAAAGCAAGCCACCUGUGUAUGGAUCAGGGUGUGAAGGAGAACCACACAGCCACCCUGCACCCAUGCCAUGGGUGGGGUCCUCAGUUAGGACGCUACACUAAAGAAGGUCAGCUGUUUCUGGGACCCCUAGGCAGCACUGGUGAGGACACUCGAUGUGUGGUGGACGAUCAGAUCAGCAACUUUCCUCAGCUCCUCAACUGUGAAAAGGUGACCAACGUGAAACAGAAGACAUGGCAUUUCUCUCAGAACGAAUCGAUCAUAAAUCGGGCUACUGGACGCUGUCUGGAGGUGGUGCCGGCUAAUGUUUACUUCGGCCACCUGCUGGUCCUGCAGUCCUGCUCGGGGCAGAGGUGGACCAUCAAGAACGCUAUGAAGCAGUGAUCGCCUGGCCAGUUUCAUUGGGACCAAUUACAAAGGCUAUUUCCAAGAGCUGUCACCUGACGUUACCUUGGCCAAUGGACAAUCAAUGAUGCGGGGGCUCCUUAGCUUUUGAAAUAAGACUCAAAAAGAGAUGGCUUUAAGGAGACGAGUGAUGAGGUGGUUUGGAAACAGUUGAUGUUUUUUUGUUUUUGUUAGUUUUUUUUAAAAACAUGGACAUUCAACGUGGUGAAAGUUUAGCAUGAGGACCGUUUCUCUAUUUGAAUUUUACAAACUUUCGAUGUGAUGUUGCCAUAAUUCCUGUGUGCCACUUCUUUACAGUGUUUAAGUUUUAGUAGACAUUUAAUCGACCAAAAGUGUGUUCUUUCUUAUGUGAGGGGAAAAAAAGUUUCCCUCCUCACAAUCUUUCUGCAAUAUUUCAUUCUUACUGACAUACUUUGUCUUUUGAGAUAUUAAAAAAACAAUAAAAUACCUGGAAUUAAAUUUCAGUUAUAUGCACUGAUCAAACUACAUUUGUAGUUUUCAACGUCAUGAAGGUUUUAGUCUAUGGUACUUAGAAAUUAAGGAAUGGCUACUCGUGACAGGAGAAAAUUUUACACAGUUUAGCAAAAAUGCCCGAAAAGUGAUUCUUAUGUUUUUCAGAAAAUUCAAAACCUUGUAAAUAUUUAUAAUUUUAAGAAAAAGAUGCUAAAAAUAUUACUUGGUGUAUUGGAGCCUUUUUUGUUUUUUUCAAUUCACCCCAACAAGGACUCUGGGCUAAAUCUCACUUCUAUGUUUUAUGGAUUUUGACUUUUAUUGCCAUUUUUCCACCAAGCAUUCUGUAGCAUCAGAUGCAAUACAUCUCGUAGCAUGAACUACUGUAAGCAGUUGGGUACAAAGUUUAUUUGUGCUAAGUUGAUUUAUUUGGUUAACUGCUGUGUGCCAUAACUACUUAAAACCUAGUCAAACCUAGGAAGCACUUUUUUGGACAAAGGGUUGGAACGUGAACGAGAGAGGAGGAUUGAAUCAGGAAUGCACAAAAGUACCAAUAGUGGAAAUGCGGGAGGCCGUAAAGGCUGAAAUUAUUAACGUACUGAGAUGUAUAUGAUGUCAUAUAUUAAAUUGCAUAAGUGUGAUCAGCUGGAUUUUUGCUCCCAAGAUUGUCUUCCAAUAAACAACU